GAUGGCGAUUUACGGCCGUGUCCUGAGUACAGUACGUAUGCUAUGUAUAGUGACCCUAUAUAUACACAGUUAUGGUGACACAAAAUGAUUUAAAACUUGAAAUAAGGUUUUGGAUAUUGCACAUCUCCAAGUCAUUCACUCCAUGUGCAACUUUGUUCGCUUUUCACACCACCAGGUGUCACUGUGGCCUCAAAGCUUCAGCACUGGCACUCAAAGAUCGAUUGCUAAGUCUGAGGUAAAACACGCCCCCCUCAUUAGCAUACAGACGAAGAAAAGAAGAAAUAAAUAAAUGUAUAAAUAAAUAAAUGUGGAAAUAAAUAUAUAUAGAAAUAUAUAAAUGUAUAAAUAAAUACGUGUAGACAUAAAUACAUUUAUACAUAAAUAAAUGUGAAAAUAAAUAAAAGUAAAAAUAAAUAAAUGUAUAAAUAAAUGAAUAAAUAAAUAAAUAAUAGUGUGAAAAAAUACAAUUAUACAUAAAUAAAGAAAUACAGGUAUAAAUACUCAUUUAUUUUAGUUUUUUUACAUUUCCAUGUAUAUAUAUUUCUUUAUUUAUUUCUGUAUUUUUGUUUUUUUUUACAUUUCCUUGUAUAUUUAUUUAUAUAUUUAUUUAUUUAUGAAUAUGGCAGAAUUGGCUCCCCAUAGGUUUUUACCCCAUUUUUUGUCUCUCAGGUGCUGUAAGGAGUGAGGUGUUUUCCUUGUUAUUAGUUAAACGGCCUAAACAAGAUGACUUUGCGAGUAAGGCAAUGGCGAAAACGCCAAAGAGAACUAGAUCAACUCCUCCGUUAUUCUGACAGUGAUGAAGAGGGACAAAGUGUGCCUGGGGCUCCAAGUAGUUGUAGCAGUGAUAGUGUGCCUAGGACCCCAGAUAGUUUAAUAAGUGACAAUGAUCUUGGAACAUCAGAUGAUUUUCACUUUGACACUGAUGUGGACUACUGUUCUUCUGACUCGGAACAGGAACCAAAUGAAGCUGAAGUGACUAGCUUUGAGGACGAACUCAGACAGUGGGCCUUGGAGCACAAUUUGACACACAGAGCACUUAAUGACCUACUGCCCAUAUUAAGAAAGCAAGGGCACCUAUUGCCUGUGGAUUGCCGGACACUCCUUGCUACACCACGGCACAACACAACAGAGCCUAAAUGUGGUGGCCAGUAUAAGUAUUACGGCUUAGAAAAGGGUAUCUGUCGUUACUUGAGUCAGAUGGAGAGCAAUGAUGUGCACCUCAGCGUAAAUGUUGAUGGCAUCCCACCCUUCAGAAGUAGCGGUGUCCAAUUCUGGCCAAUACUGGUGAAGUGUGGCCAUUUUGAUUCUUUCAUUGUAGCCAUGUUCAGUGGACAAAGCAAGCCAAGUCCUCUUGAGGAGUACUUAAAUGACUUUGUGACUGAAUACAAACAUCUCAAGGACAAUGGCAUUGCUUUUAAAGGCCAGACUUACACUGUCAAUAUUGAUGCUCUGAUAUGUGAUGCACCAGCAAGGGCAUAUCUGAAAUGUAUUAAGGGUCAUACUGCCUUUGAUUAAACACCUUUCACAACUCUCAGAGGUACUCGUGUUGAAAGUAGAGUGGUUUUCAAUGAACAGGAAUGCACUUCUCGAACAGAUGAUGGUUUCUCCAGAGUGGAGUACACAAACCACCAAACUGGUAUCAGCCCCUUCAUUGCAGCAGGAAUUCCUUGUGUCAGCUCCUUUGUCCUGGAUUACAUGCAUGUCGUCUGCCUGGGAGUAGUUAGGCGCCUGCUAAUUUAUUUGACUCGUGGUCCAAAAGUCUGUCGUCUUUCUGUGAGGCAAAAGGAUGCAAUUUCUCAAAAGCUAAUUGCACUAAGAGGGAAGAUGCCAAGUGAAUUUGCCAGACAACCACGGGGAUUACAAGAAAUUGAUAGGUGGAAAGCCACUGAACUAAGGCAGUUUUUGCUGUACACGGGGCCUGUUGUUUUGAAAGCCGUGUUGUCACCUGAAAAAUACCAACAUUUCUUGUCCUUGACAGUAUCCAUGUCGAUCAUGCUGGAGUCAGAUGAGCGGAUUCAAAGUGCCUAUCUCCAGUAUGCGCAGGAGCUAAUCAAACAUUUUGUCAUGUGCUCUGCUGACCUGUAUGGCAAGACCUUUCCUGUAUACAAUGUACAUGCACUAAUUCAUCUCCAUGAGGAUGCCAGCCACUUCAACUGUUCCUUAAAUGACAUUUCCUGUUUUCCAUUUGAAAAUUACCUGCAACAAGUCAAGAAACACGUGAGAAAUGGGAGAAGUCCCUUGGAACAAGUGACUAGGCGUUUGUCUGAGAUCGAGCAAUCAGAAGUGUACAAUCGCCAAAGACACCCUAAAGUGUUUUCCUCUGUUAAAGAAAAGGACAGUUGUUUUCUUUUGAGGGACAACAGCAUUGCUUUUGUUCGACAGAGAAAUUCAGAUGGGACUUUUGCUUGUGAGAUUCUGCACCAGCGUCACACUUCACCAUUAUUUCAGCAACCGUGCAGCUCUGGACUACUGAACAUUGUGUGCACAGGAAAUGGGCUUUGCAGAAUGAAAAAUGCACUACUGCAAGAAAGGGAUCUGUUCCGGAAGGUGGCCUGCCUCCCACUUGAAGCUGGUGGUUUUGUCCUCAUACCCCUUCGCCAUGGUGUGGAACAGACAUAUUAAGGUCAUGUACACGAGGGCUGUUUGGAGGGAGGGUACCCAAGAGGAGGAGGGUGUACCCUACUGAAAAAUCCAGCUAAAACCAGCAUAAGCUGGUAGCUGGUUUUAGCUGGUUUAAGGUGGUUUACGCUGGUCCUCCCAGCCUGACAAAGCUGGUCAUGCUGGUGGGCCAGCUGGUAUUCCAGCAUGACCAGCUAAGUCCAGCUAAACCAGCUUAAAAUGCGACCAAAACACACCUAGACCAGCUUGCUACACCAGCAAAACCAGCUUCCUACACCAGCAAAACCAGCUAAAACCAAGCUGGGGACCAGCUAAAACCAGCUCACCAGCUUAUGCUGGUCUUAGCUGGAUUUUUCAGUAGGGUAGUUCCUGACAGUUGGAUCAACAGACAAAUGAAAACCGUCAGAUGGCCACAUAAGUUGAGUGUUUCUAAAACAGAAAAGGCUAUAAAGGAUAAAAUUAACCCCCAGGAUGACUGGAUGACAUUCUCAUUAAUAAAAAUUAAAAUUACUUCAGAUAAGCGUCGUGAAUGUGAGACCUACAACCUGACCAGCCAGGCAGAGGAGGAGGGCGAUGAGGUUAUUAGUGUGACGAGGAAGCGCACUAAAAAAGGAAUUCUGGAGGGUUUUGUUAGAAAUGAAUUAUCGGAUUCUGAUGAGAGUGUCAGGGGCAGCAAGCUACCCCCCUACCCUACGGCACCAAGGAAGCUGCAGCCCCUUGAGGACGCCAGCAUGUUGCACAAUACUUCCCAUGAAGAUGGAGCCAUGUCUGGCCAAGUAGAGUGUGCGGGCAGUCCUCAGGGCAGUGAAAUGUGCCCUCCAAUACAUAAAGAUGGAGACAUGUCUGGCCAAGUGCAGCGUGCAGACAAUCCCCGGGACAGUGAAAUGUCUCCUUUCAACUCUGUAACUGAAACCUUGCAUGGUGUGGUGGAGGCCUUCUCUGGCCUGGAGAAAUGUGCAGCCAGAUCUCAGCGCAAGGACAUUUCCAACGCCAGCACAGCGCCUCGGAGCAUGGAUCUUUUGACACCCUUAUCUCGUCAUGCAGCAAGAGGUCAUGCGAGGGAUAUGUAUCGCUCCAGGUCCAGCAGUGGAUCCACCAUAAGGUCAUGGAACAGUGAUUAUUUGAGUCACACCUUCAGGUCCAGACAUGAUGGGUCACAGCACAGUAAUAACCGGUCACGUAGUCAUGCCCUCAGUCCCCCGGCCAGGUCCAGACAUGAACAAAGAGCACAGCGAUGUGAUGACCGAUCCCGUAGUGAUGACCGAUCCCGUAGUGAUGCCCCCAGUUCCCCGGCCAGGUCCAGACAUGAUCAAAGAGCUCAGCGCAGUGAUCUCUGCAGCCCCCCCUAUGACAGGCAUGUGACUAACAGUGGGAGAUGGGACUUUCCAUUGCCAUGGGGUGUGUUUCAGAAGAAGGUCCUGAGCCUACUAAUCGACAUCCACCAUCGCCUGAAGGAAACGCAACCUGCCUCUUCAGCUGUCCAUAUAGAGAGGAUUGACACCAUGGAGGACUUUGAGAUACAGGAGCAACGCCUUUGUGAUGCAAAGGCCUUUGAUAUCCUGGUGCUGCAAAUUUCAAGAAUUGGUGGGCGAAACACCAAGGACUGUGUCCACAAAGUGUAAAACAGGCUCUUCACCAACAGUCUCAUGGCCAAAUUUAAUUUGAAGGGCAAGGGGAAAAGGGGGAAACGUCCUUUAGAGGGAACAAAGGCUUAUAGAGCUAUAAAAGAAGGGAUCAUGAAAUUUGAUUUGGCAGCCACUGAGGAGUACCUCAAGAUGAUCGUUGAUGAGCACCUCAAGCAUGCGCCGCAAAGACUGGGAGGUGGAGGAUUCACUAUGCCCUGAUUAGCCAAGACUACAGGACUUGAAUUAAGAGUUCAAUGAAAUUACAAUCUAAAAAUUAAUUCAUAACUGUUUGAUAUGUGUGGUGUCGUUCUGAUGUCAUUCAAUACAAUGUAUUUUUGAAUAAAGAUGAAAAUGGUGUUA
Messenger RNA from Misgurnus anguillicaudatus (oriental weatherfish), 4604 nucleotides. RefSeq lists its product as uncharacterized. Lineage: Eukaryota; Metazoa; Chordata; Actinopteri; Cypriniformes; Cobitidae. The record is from RefSeq and is a predicted model, not a curated record.